Messenger RNA from Cantharellus anzutake, 442 nucleotides. RefSeq lists its product as uncharacterized. NCBI's taxonomy places the organism in Eukaryota, Fungi, Basidiomycota, Agaricomycetes, Cantharellales, Hydnaceae. Bases 147 to 404 code for a protein of 85 amino acids. The transcript has 4 exons. The record is from RefSeq and is a predicted model, not a curated record.
AUUACGAGACUGAGUUACACGCGAUAGCUCCUAUCUCAUUAUAAAGGCCCACAUAGUGGUUGUCCAAGGUGCGGAGUGUGUGCGUUCUGAGCGUGAGAGCGCCAAUUUGUCACUGCACUGCCACUGGACACGCGGCUGUCACAUCUAUGGCGAGCUCGCAGACUGAGUUGCCCAUAGCUCAUGCUACUAUCGAAAGCAUCCAGGGCGCAGUUGGAACCAGAGCAACCCCUCAAUCGACCGCCAUAUUCAUUUGCACGAUGAACGACUGCCAUCGUCUCUUCCCAAGUCGCAUUCGCCUGGGUGCCCAUCGUCGCCGAGACCAUGGAACGGAAGACACCGACAGCAAGGUUGUAACAUGGGAUGACAGUCCAACACCACUACCUCAUCCCACUGACAUGGGAUGAUUGCUGGAGGUUUACGCCCUCACGCUUACAGUCACCUU